Molecule: messenger RNA, 2046 nt
Organism: Tupaia belangeri chinensis (Chinese tree shrew)
Lineage: Eukaryota; Metazoa; Chordata; Mammalia; Scandentia; Tupaiidae
Gene: STBD1
Product: starch binding domain 1
Exons: 2
Cellular component (GO): membrane
Molecular function (GO): starch binding
Source: RefSeq, a predicted model, not a curated record
GGAGGGGGUCUGGCAGGAGCGCUUGUCGUUUGGCUGCUGCGGGGCGACCAUGGGGACCCAGGGAAGGACGGGGACACCAAGCAGGAUCUGGACGGUCCUCUUGGGGAGGCUGCGGCUCCGGGAGGCGAUCUGGGCGGCGGCGGACUGAGCCCUGGAUCUAAGCGGGAGCCGAUCACCAAACCAGAGCACCUUCAAGGACACAAUGGACAUCUGAUUUCUGAGACCAAAGGCCGUGGGAACUUGCAGGAGGCGGCGUGGAGACUGCAGAGUCCUGGGGAAGACUGUGACAGUACAAGAGAGCACGCUCCUUCUGAAGCUCUCGCCGCCUCUGAGGCCGGCCACACUCGGGAUAGCUCUGAAGUUCCCAAAAAUGAAAGGCUGGGAGGAUGGGGAUUCCAGAAAGGACGAGAAAUGCUUUCUAAAGCAGCUGCGUGUUUGGUGGAGAAGUUACCUUCUAGCAACCUGCUCAUGAACAGAGAUAAAGGAGAAGCGAGCCUGGCCCAACCGGGCAGCCCAGACCGGGCCGAGCAGGACGGCUGGGAAAUGGUGUCCCGGCACUCAUCUUGGGGAGAUGUCAGCUUGGGCGGCAGCCUUGAGGCUUCCGUGUUAAGCCUAAGCCAGGAAAUGGACCAUGGCAGACACACUCUUGUGGAAGCGAGAGGUUGGGAGGGGCAUGGGAAAGCAAUGUCUUCAGGAUCUCAGAGAGUUAGAGUCAGGUUCCAGGUCCAUUAUGUCCCGAGCGCUGACGGGCAGCUCGUUGCGGUGACUGGAAACCACGAGAGUCUUGGGAGAUGGAAGACGUGCAUCCCACUCCAGCACGGCAAGGAUGGGUUCUGGUCCCGCUCCGUUCUCCUGCCAGCAGAUGCAGUGAUGGAGUGGAAGUUCGUGCUGGUGGAGAAUGGCAAGGUUAUCCGCUGGGAAGAAUGCAGCAACAGGUUCCUAGAGACUGGCCGUGAGGAUAAAGUGGUUCACAAGUGGUGGGGGUUUCCCUGAUGCAGUUCGCUAAGUGCGAGGGACGCUGUAGCAGAAGGUGGAGGAGGCCCAGGCUUUGGAGCACACUGAAUGCUUUCGAAUCGAAGUAAGUGUGACUCCAAAUUUAGCCAUCGGUGUGGUUUCCAAUUUGCUAGUGGCUUUUGUCUAAUGUGCAGAAAUAUAUAUAUAUAGGUACUACUUCCAGUGAGCAUGGGUUCCCUGCAGCAUUGAGGACUUUGUGCUGACUCAUCACUAGGUUAGGGCCUGAUCCUCUUGGGGAGUGACUUGGCAAAGUUUCAGGUGUGGACUGUGGUCCUGCAGAAACUGACCAGCGACACAGGCUGCAGCUGGAGCCUUUAGGUGAUCCUUAGGCCGAGGGAGUAAAGUCAAUCUCAUUAAGCAGCAACUGGCUUCCUAAUGGGACCGCCGCAGACACCGUCUUCCUCCUUGCACAUUUUACAUUUACAUGGAACUGUGAUCAGAAAAUAUCUGAUCACUAAAUGUGAUUACUAAAGCUCUCAGGGUCAUGCUCUGUGACUCCCCGAUGUCUUUUAUUUGAGUUUUCCUGCCAGCUUUGGUUUGGAAGGUAGAAGUAUCUAUGUCCUUGUCUUAAUGAUCUAAGGCUGGUGUCAGAACAAGGGGCCUGAUUCAAGUUGGUCAUCAUGGAAGUCAGUCAUGGGAGUGGCCCAUGAGGACAGGAACGUGAGUGGGAAUUAGGGUGUGAGCGAGGCAAGGUGGCCUGAGUGACCACUCGGAGGACUGGCAGGUGUAGGUACAGCCCUAGUGCAGAAAACGCAUGCCAUCAUUUACCCUGGGACUCCUGAGAGGACCACCUCUCUCCCACUGCCCUCCCAUCUCCUCUCUGGGUUCUCAACAGGUAGACUGUCCUAAGCGACUGCUUCCAUCCUUCAUCCUCUUCCCUGUCCUUCCAUACCAGGAGCUAUCUCAGACAGCAGAUUUAUAUAGGGCUGUGAACAGAGGGACAUCUUUGCUCUGAGAAGAAAUACACGUUUAAGCUUUAAGUUAUUGUAACUGAACAAAUAAUAAAACCUGAGUUUUAAUAUCUUUUUUAAA